Molecule: messenger RNA, 7063 nt
Organism: Amoebophrya sp. A120
Lineage: Eukaryota; Dinophyceae; Syndiniales; Amoebophryaceae
Source: the annotation of a GenBank genome assembly
GGAGAGUGGACUAGUACAUUUGUUGAAAAAAUCUAGGUCGCUGUCAAAGUCAAUGCUGCAUAGUCGUCAUGUCAAGUAUGAUUCAUCAUCGCAUGACAAACUCAAUUUUCGUCGACAGGAGUCCUCAGGAAAUAAUUUGUCGUAAAUCUUCGCAACGACCUCGUUGUUGUAAGUAGCUUAGCUAACACGUAAGUUUUAUCCUACCCGCCCUAUGUAGUGCUGCCCUUGUUUCCUUCUUUCUAUCAGUGUUGUAGUUGAAAUACUUCUCCGAUGCGAAUUUGUGAAACCACCGCCCCAUGUUAUGAAGAUUUCUCACUCAAAGAUUCUUCGUGUAUUCCCCCAUACUGCUACUAUUGGAUCGGGCUGACAGGUUUUAUCUUCUUUACCUAAACAAGAGCAGCUUUGCCUUCAAACCAGCGCUGUUUUUGGUACGUUGAUACAAGUAAUAAGUCUACCCCUGCUCUUAAUGUGAUAAAGUACAACAACCAUCAGCACACUUUUAUUUUCUCUUACGACCCGGCUUCUAGCCAUUUUGAUUCGAAACAGCAUGAGCUCGUCUUCCACUACCUCAACGAUGGAGAGUCGGUCUCCGGCGCUCGAUAUUAAUUCAACCCCCGCUCAUAAUUUUAUCUCGCUCAAUGCUAACACACCCUCUAGUUCUACCCCAGAUCUUGUAGCAAGAGCAAACAUAAAGACCUUGGACAAUGUCGACGAGAGAAGUGAAGAACCGGCGGAGGACCUCCCUAUCAAAAUGAAAAAUGCCCCCUCCCCAUACUGAAACGGAACUUCUGAUGCUGGAUUUGUAUACACAAAUACGCUUUGCAUUGCAGGAAGGCAUUGUGCAGCUCCGCUCCAGAAGACUUUAGUAAAUACAGACCACGCUUCUAUACUUGUCCUGCGGCGCUGUGCAGCUGCACAGGCUUUCGCUAAUAUUCUGGGUUGAAUGGAACUGGUCAUGCUGAUAUAGGUACUGACUUGCACGGCGGCCCAUGCAGCAGUUUCCAUUGCUGAUGAAACCUCAUUGGGAGCCUCGCAGCCAUUUCUUUGUUCUUCUGUGGCGGGGGCGCAUGAUUUCAUAGUGAUACAAGUUUCGUUUCAAGAGUGUGAAGAGGAGUGUCGCAGUAUUGACGACGGUACAACAAACAGCUCGUAUGCAGCGAAAGUAAAGCACAAAAAGUAUCCGAUUCGCAAACACGUCUCCACUCCGUAGUCCUCAAAAUGUUGGGACGAACUGAGCAUACACAUAUCAAAAAACUCUGGGCAUGCACAUAUGAGCAGGACAAGCCUAGGGUGGGGACGUUUUUCCACAUGAUAAGAAGAAGGAAAAAUACAUUCAGCAGGAAUUCCCGGAUGGGUCGACCAAGAUAUAUCGCACGAAAUAAACACUGUUUCACUGCGCACUUGUGAAGAUGCAGUAGAGACAACUGCAACACAUCGCACAUGAUUGUUUUGCUGUAAAUGCAACAAGGAGGGGCAUUUGUUUAUUUUCCACAUGUUCUAAUAUUCGUCUUCCCUGACGGAGGUGGAACAGCAACACAUGGAAGAAUCUUCUUGUCAUGUGUACUAGCCCGGGGUUGUCAUGCAAAUCUUGUACAUUGAUUGAUGUUGGUCACAGUGAAAGAGCAGUUUUUUCGGACGAUAACCCACUUCGUAUAGAUAGUAAAAAUUAUAGGAGAAAUAGCAGAUCGACUAUCCAGGAACAAGACUGUGCUAGUGACGCUUUUUUUUUAAUAGAACAGCAUGUUCGUAAACUUGUUAGUUUUGCAGAUGAAGAAAGAGAAAAAGCCACACUGUGCUGGCCAUGCAUAGCUACUACACUUCCGUGGAAGUAAUCAAAUUGUUCCCCAUGGAAAGAGACGCUAGCACGGUUUGUUUUUUCCUUUUCAUAGCCAUAUCUGCAGCCCGUGUAAAGAAGGACAAAAGUCAGAACGCAAAAUCGCCCACUGCGAUCUCCACCGGAACGUCGGUCAUUUCCGUGGCGACGACACCAACGAGCAUAUCAAAUGCAAAUGCGUCUGGGUCUGGAAAAUUGCCAGGUUUGUCAUGCAGAUUCUGUAUCAUCCCUGAUGCCUGUAAUGCAUGAGCUAGCAUCACAGAUUUUUAGAGGGCUUGUUCCUAAUGCCUAUCCCGCAUGAGAAAUGCACUCUCCGCGUAAAAACACAAACUGGACUUCUGUUGCUGGUCAUGCAGUACAGAGUUUUUUGGAAUCCAAAGACAGCAUUACAAGUUCCAACCUUCCAGACCCAGACACAUUUGCAUUUCAUAGAGUAGUGUUGAGUACGAUUCCGCACGGUCUUACACCGAGAUGAUCACGCGGAUUAAGGAAAAGCAGAAAACUAUCCAAGGAAAAAAGUGUUACAGUUACACAUUGUGUUGCGGGACAAGCAUCACAGAGAGCCUUUGCCAUGCACAAAAUGCUUUCGAGCCUCGUUUUGUUUGUGUUUUGCCUUAUGAUCACUGCAUUGCAAAUUUUCUCUGACAUGCAAGGCAAGUUUGUGAUGCUGAACUCACUACAAAAGAAACUAAUACUUUUUUCCUUGGAUAAAAACGCCUAAGGUGGCGGGGAGUAGUGGCAGUGCUACCGAUGGUGGAGCGUCGUCGAAACCUGGCAGCAACAAGUUCAACACGCCGACGAGUAGCCCCCGCGGAGCUGCUGCCCCCGCGGUCCCGGGAACAAGCAGCCCCGGAUCGACGGAGAUGAAUUACGACGAUACAUCAAAACCCGCAAUUGACCUAAACGCCGUUACCUUGAAGCAAGACGCGGCGCCGGGAGACUAUGGAAGUGUCAGGAUCGAAAUCGUCAAAGUUGAAAUGGUUUGCCAUGCAUAAAAUGCAACUCAGAGACUGGCACUAUUGCAGAGGACGCAAGGGUGGCAGAUUGUAGUGCUGGCAAGGGUCGAGAAUUGGGUUGCUGAUUAGCAUGACAGAGGGGAGCCCUUUUGCCCGAAACAGCAUGACAGACUUACUUUAGAGGCCAGGAAAAUUUGUCAUGCGCCACUUGAAAACUAGGCGCCAACUGGUAUCCGUUUUGCGCAUCACAAAUUAUUUCAACAGUGACGAUUUCGAUCCUGACACUCCCAUAGAGACUAUGUCGGGAAUAAAAACAUCAUCGUGAUCCCAGAAAACAGCAACAGCGAAGUAUCCCGUGUAAAGACGUCCCCACCCCAGAGUUGUGAUGCAAAUCUGCAUGGUGAGAAUGUGAAUGUCUCUCAUGCGGAGCCCCAUAAGAAGCAAUUUCUAGCCGUGUUUUGGAUUUUGUUAUGCUCCAAUCAGCAUCAUGCGCUACAUCUGUGAUGCUGCUAAACUACCUAAACAGGAGCGCACUACGAGGCCAAACUUGUCAUGCGCAGCAGCCAAAGCUUGUUGAUUUGUCUUGCAGAUUUCCCAACUUGACCAAGGGGUCGGGACGUUUUUCCAAAGGAUACGAAGUAGCUUCCGAUACCACCUCAAACUCCUCCGUCUCCAAUCUCGCCCAGUAUCACAUGCAAAAAUCCCUGGAUGUCUGGAAGAAUGCCAGGCUUGUCAUGCAGGUUUUCCGUGACCCGUGAGGUCUAAUUUGUAGGACACAGCGUGACAGAUUCUGUGAGAGUUCUAGCAUGCCUAUCCUGCAGGAGAAACUGCCUCUCGAUUAGGUCAAAAGUGGACAGCUUUUGGUAAUCAUGCAACACAGAUUUUGACAUGAUUCAGAUUUAGCACGACAAGUUACAUCCUUUCCAGACCCAGACACUUUUGCAAUCCAUACUCAGCAUCUGGAAACCAUGCACGCGGGUCUCAAGAACGCACAGUUUCUUAUCCCACAGAAAAAAGCUGGCAGGGCAGAUUUGUAAUGCAAAAAUAAAUACACAGAAAAAUCUGUCAGGGGCGGCCUCAUAGCAUGCCGUUUAGGAUAUGCAAUGCAAAUUUUUUUGUCUAUUUGUUUUUGCAUUACAAAUAUGACCUGCCAGUUUUUUUCUGUGUGAUAUUUCUGAAAUCUGCCGUCUACGGCGGAAUCGACUAUGGAACACAAAUAUGUCUGGGUCUGGAAGAGUGGAGAGCUUGUCAUGCAGGUUUUCCAUGACCCGUGAGGUCUGCAGUGCAGACCUAGCAUGGCAGAUUUUGCAAGGUCUAUGUCUCAUGCCUAUCCUGCAUGAGAAACUCCCUCUCGUCGAGCAGUUGGUCACAAGUGGACAGCUUUUAUUGGUACUCGCGCAACAGUGAUUUUUGUAUGUUGCAGAUUGAGCAUGACAAGUUGCAACCUUCCAGACAUCCAGGGAUAUUUGCCAUGCAUAUUGACGGCGUGAUCACAACGUUUUCCAUCAUUUCCUCGGCCCACGGGGUAUCUGAGAGAAAAAAGCUGGCAGGGCAUGUUUGUAAUGCAAAAACGAAUACAGAUACACAGAAAAACUUGUCAUCGGCGGCCCCAUGGCAUACUGUUGGGGAUAUGCAAUCCAAAUCCUUUUUGUUUAUUCAUUUUUGCAUUACAAAUGACCUGCCUGCUCUUUUCUGUGUGAUACGGGGCGCACCUUUCCUACGGGGUCACGGUCACACUCGGAAUUGCGAACGUUCUAGCGGUAUGCACUGCAACUAUCCACCCUGGAUGUUGUCGGGAAACCUGUGAUGCUGCAUGGCGCAUGACUGCAACGCGUGCAAUGGAAGCCAAGCAUGACAAACUUUCGAAACCACAACGCUUUCUGCUGCCUGACGCGCAUUGCAGAUUGCGUUUUUGCAGAACAAGGGAACAAGCUGCUUAUAAUUUGCUGCUGAUGCAACACUGAUUUUCUAGGAAUGCAAGGCACGCAUUACAAGUUCCACCCUUCCAGACCACCUCCAGGGAUAUUUGCAAUGGAUAAGCGGACGGCUUCUCCAUGGGGUUUGGCGAUUUCAUCUCUGGAAAGUUGGAGAAAUCUUUCGUCGAGGGGGAAAAGCAGAAGGAAGUGACGGAGUUCCGGAAAAAACCCGAGCACGAGAGUAUAACCCGCUCAGGUGUUACAAUUUCAAACGUUACAAUAGAAUCUGAGAUUUGUCUUGCAUGAUGAGCAUGACAGACUCGCAGAGCGCUCCACUUUUUUGCAAUACAAAUUUCGCCAGAUUGUAGUGGGGUUUGGGGCUCUGGAACUUGUCAUGCAAAAUCCCCUGAGAAUCGGCUAGAUCAUGCACUCUUGCAUCACAGAUUUCCAGAUUCUAUUGUAACGUUUGAGGUUGUAACAGCUGAGCGCGUUAUAGAGAAGGCCGAGAUGGUGGAGAUGCUGCGGGAAAGGGAGCAAAUGGAGGAAGACGACGCGAAGCAACUGGUCGCGAUUAUGGGGAAAUACGAGCAUCUAUGGAUUGCAAAUAUCCCUGGAUGUCUGGAAACUUGUAAUGCUGAAUGGUCAUGGCUGACUGUGCAUUUAAGUGCGGCGCAACAUGACAAACUUUUCAAACGCUCUGUCAUGCGCAGGACGCAUUACAAACUGCGUUUUUGCAUGACGAAAGUGUGGCGCUUUAUUAUUUGCUGACUAUGCAAUACAGUUUUUUUUGGAAAAAUGCGAAACACGCAAUACAGGUUCAACCUUUAUUCCAGACCCAGACAGAUUUGCAGUUAAUAGCAUCUUUUCAUCGACAACAUGAUGCGGUACGAGCUGAUAUCCUGUGUAAAAACGUCCCAUCCCAGAGUUGUCAUGCACAUCUGCAUGCUCAAAAUGUUUGUCAUGCGGAGCCCCAUGAGAAGCAUUCUCUGGCCGUGUUUUGUAAUGCGCCAAUCAGCAUGAUGUACUAGAUCUGUGAUGCUACUGAACUACCUCAAACAGCACUGGACUCCGAGUUCAAGUUUGUCAUGCAAAAUAGCCAAGACUUGUGGACUUGUCUAGCCGAUUCCCCAUCUUGACUAUGGGGUGGGGACGUUUUUACAUAGGAUAACUGAACUUAGAAGCCGAAACCGAGUCCGAGUGUGAUCUGGUCAAGAACGGGGUCGCAACUAUUACAAUGAAAAUAAAUCUCCCCUCCCCAUACUCAACUGGAGAUUUUUUGUGUAGCAUGAUUUGUGAUACUGCCUUGCGUCUUCAGCAUGACAGGAAGCAACUGGAAGUGGGAAGCAGCAGGACAAUUUGCCUGCAAACGAGGCCGCGUCUGCGUCUCUUGGCCUUCUAGCAAUACAAGUGUACUCAAAUCCAGCAUCACAAAUCUCGUUUUCGAUAUGGGGAGGGGGGAUUUUUCCUCACAAUAGCAACUUUCUGGUCCUUCCUGGUCUUCGGCGCACUGCCGCUGUACGUCUACCUGCUGGGCUUCGCUUGGGAAGAAGAGGACCGGGAUAUCAAUGUCGUUUACAUCGUCGCGUGUGUGGUUUCCGCCGUCGCUUUAUUCUGCGUCGGGGCGAUUUCGGCGUUUUUGGUCAAGCAGAGUUGGGACAAAAUCCUCCAUUAUCCAGUUGAAAAAUGAACCUCCCUCCCCAUAUUUCUCAAAACGAAGUUUCUGAUGCUGGAUUUCCGUACUUCUACGCAAAUACAGUCUGUAUUGCAGUAAGGGCUACUUACCCUGCGGGUCCAACAGCAUGACAAAUCGCUUCCAGAAAAAUGGGGCAGAGCAAGCCUCUCCGCUCGCCUUCUUGCAUAGGAAAAAAGGUGAUUUGUGGCCACAAAUAAUUAUCUGCGUCGCAAAUUUCUUUCCUGUUGAAUGUGGGGACGUGGGGGGAUUUUUUUUCCUCAGGAUAGCCAAAACGGGCUCUUCACGCUGUUGAACGGUGCAGUGGCUGGGACGCUGAGUUACUUUGUCGGCUUUGCGUAUGGAGGCGUCAGGAUCGAAAUUGACACAAUCGAAAAAUUUGUGAUGCAUAAAAUGCAUGACGCGAAAUACGUGCGUUGCUGAGCAGGCAAGUGAGGCCGAUUGUAAGCCCGUUUGGGGUUACAGCUCGAGCUGCUAAAGCAGUAGGAGAGUAUCUGUCUUCUUUGCCUAAACAGCAUUUAGGCACCACCAGAAUUUGUCAUGCGCCACUUAGAAACUGGGUUCGAUUUGGAAUCCAUUUUAUGCAUGACAAAUUUUUCGACUUUGUCAAUUUCGAUUCUGACACUUCUAUAUUGCGUUUGAACAGAUGCUGAUAAGCAGACUCUGA